Molecule: messenger RNA, 1173 nt
Organism: Kwoniella shivajii
Lineage: Eukaryota; Fungi; Basidiomycota; Tremellomycetes; Tremellales; Cryptococcaceae
Product: cytochrome b
Exons: 1
Coding region: 1-1173 (390 amino acids)
Biological process (GO): mitochondrial electron transport, ubiquinol to cytochrome c
Cellular component (GO): membrane
Molecular function (GO): quinol-cytochrome-c reductase activity
Source: RefSeq, a predicted model, not a curated record
AUGCGAGUACUAAAGAGUAACUCACUUCUUGCACUAGUUAACAGCUAUAUCUCCGACUCUCCACAACCAGUUAACCUUAGCUAUGCGUGGAAUUUCGGAUCACUGCUAGCAAUUUGCCUAGGUACACAAAUCGUGACUGGGGUACUUCUAGCAAUGCACUACACACCUAGUGUUGACCUAGCGUUUAUCAGUGUAGAACAUAUUAUGCGAGACGUAAACUACGGAUGGAUGAUUCGAUACAUUCACGCAAACGUAGCGUCAUUCUUCUUCAUUUUCGUAUACCUACACAUCGCUCGAGGACUAUACUACGGAUCAUACAAGGCUCCACGAAUCAUGCCAUGGUCAAUUGGUGUAAUUAUCCUAGUUCUGAUGAUGGCUAUUGCUUUCCUUGGUUACGUGCUUCCUUAUGGGCAAAUGUCACUAUGGGGAGCUACAGUAAUUACAAACAUGCUGUCAGCUAUUCCAUGGAUUGGUACAGACUUCACACAAUUUAUUUGGGGAGGUUUCUCUGUAAACAACGCAACACUGAACCGAUUCUUCUCACUUCACUACCUACUACCAUUUGUACUAGCAGCACUAGCAGCAAUGCACAUGCUAACACUACACACACACGGUAGCUCGAACCCUGAAGGAAUUAGCGCAAACCCUGACAAGGCACCAAUGCACCCAUACUACAUUUUCAAGGACCUUAUUACUAUUUUCCUAUUCUUUAUUGCUCUAGCAACACUGGUGAUGUACGCACCUAACCUGCUAGGACACAGUGACAACUACAUUCCAGCUAACCCAAUGCAAACACCACCGUCAAUCGUGCCUGAAUGGUAUCUACUACCUUUCUACGCUAUUCUUCGGUCAAUUCCUAACAAGCUUCUAGGAGUUGUUGGAAUGCUAGGUGCUCUACUGAUCCUUCUAGCAAUGCCACUACUAGACGACGGACGAGGACGAGGUGACGUUCACCGACCUGCUUCACGAGUAGCCUUCUGGGUAUUCGUAGGUAUCUUCUUCCUACUAAUGUUCCUAGGUAGCCAACACGCGGAAGAACCAUAUAUUACAGUUGGAGCUGUAGCUACAGCUGCUUACUUCCUAUGGUUCGUGAUGCUACUACCUAUCAUUGGUAUGAUGGAAAACUCAUCAUUUGACGGUACAAACGCACCUGCAUCAUCUCAAGCAGUCUAA